This is a messenger RNA of Schistosoma margrebowiei, 2577 nucleotides long. NCBI's taxonomy places the organism in Eukaryota, Metazoa, Platyhelminthes, Trematoda, Strigeidida, Schistosomatidae. The record is from the annotation of a GenBank genome assembly.
AUAUUCGUCAACCGGUACGCAGUUUCGAAAACUUACUGGCUUGUGGAUGUUUUGGUGGUGGUACGUAUUACCUGUUAUCCUGCUUACGAAUGCACCUAAUUACUGUGCAUCAGUUGUUUUGGUUGCAAAUGAUGCUAACUUUGACUCAUUAAUAUCUGAAUAUGAUGUAGCAUUACUGAAAUUCUCAGAAGAUUGGUGUUAUUAUAGCCAAUUGUUAGCGCCAAUCUAUGAACAAGCCUCGGAGAAGGUUACUGAAUUGACAAAAAGUCGUAAAUUUGCUUUUAUCUCAAUAGACUGUAAAAAAAGUCAAAAUCUAUGCGCCAAAUAUUAUAUCCGUAAAUAUCCUACAAUUAAAAUUACAAAAUAUGGUAAAAUGCUAAAAAGUGAAUAUCGUAAUGAAAGAAGUGUGGAGGCAUUUGUUAAAUUCGUUGAAGAUAACCUAAAGUUUCCAGUUGAAAUUAUCGAUGGUCAUCGGGAUAAACCGGGAAAAAUUUUGGAUAGUUGGGUUGAUAAAAAUGUUGAAACAAAAUGUAUAUUGGCAUUGGUUGAUAAGUUGGAUACUUCUCAUAUAGAUUUAUUUAAAAAAGUCUCUGCUAUUGAAGAAAACUCAUGUAAAUUUUACAUAUAUUAUAAUUUAACAACGAAUGAUGAACGACUUGCAAUGUACGAUACUAUAGCUUCUAAAAUUAAAUCAUUAACCAUUUUGAAAAAUGCCGAUCUUAAUGCAAUACAUAAUUGGGUAAAGAAUCAAUGCAAUAGUUUAGUACGUGAAAUUACAUUUAGUAAUGCAGAAGAAAUCACUGAAACACGUAUACCAUUAAUGUUAUUAUUUUAUAAUCCAGAUAAUAAAACAAUUGUUAAUCGUUUCAUAGAAUUUGUCAUUUCACAUUUAAGUCAUCAUCAAUCCACAAUCAAUUUUGUAACAGCGGACGGAACCACUUUUGCGCAUCCAUUAGCUCAUCUAGGCAAAUCUAAAGAAGAUCUACCGUUUAUCUGUUUAGAUUCAUUUGCACAUAUGUAUGUAUAUCCUGGAUCAGUAGAGAUGGCAUUAAGUGAUCCAAAGCACUUGGAUCAGUUUAUUGAAGAUCUAAAAUCUGGAAAACUACACAUGGAAUAUCAUUAUGGACCAAGCAGUCAAACAUCGACUACAUCUCCAAAAACCGAGGAUGACGAAUCAGUCAAAGUAGGUGAUCCAACAUUUAAUUUAUCUACGCCCUCUAACACUACUCAAAUAAUUUUAUCAACUACACCACAUGUUUCUGUAUUCCAACUUUUAAGUCCAUCAAGAAGGCGAUAUACAUUUAAACAUGAUGAAUUCUAACAAAAUAGAAACAUAUAGGUAUAUAUAUAUAUAAUCUGGCAUCCUGUAAUUUUGUUCAUAUGACACAUCUUUUUUUUGAAUACAUUAAACCUAUAGAAUUGGGAAAAGGAACAUGAUUGAUGUUUUGUGCUCUGUUCUCACUAUUUCCCUCUGUCUACAAAUAUGUUAUUUUCUACAGGAUCAAUUUUAUAUUUUCUUUACUUACAAAUGUUUGUAUGUGUGUAAUGUUAUUGCAUGUGUACAUGGUGUAUACACAUGAAUUUUGUCCACUUCUUGUUGUUCUUCUCAUCAUCCUCAUUCUCUAAGUAAGUAUCAUUACUUUGAAUUAAACAAUCACUAUUCUGUUUGUUUUAUUUUCUUCCCUUAAGAGUCAUUUUGUUGUCGUACAUUUUUUUCUAAUAAAAAAAAUAAUAAUAAUUGAAUAAAUCAAUCAUGAUUCGAAUAGACAACAAUAUGACUGUGAAUCUGUUGGAAAAGAGAGAUGAAGAAUGUUCUAAAAGUUGUUUGUCACUGCUCAGUUUAAAUCUACUUUUCUUUCUCCCUCUCUUUUUUUCUUUUUCUAAAUAUCUUGUUAUACUUUCAAACUGUGUUACUUUGAGUAGUAAAGUAUUUUGUUCAUUGAUUUAACUAGUUCACUCACUAUGUGCUGUACUCUUUUAUUGAAAAAGAAAAAGUUUUUUGUAAUUAUAUCAUUUCUUUUCUAAUUAUUAUUGUUAUUGUCUUUCAUAGUUUGUUAUUUCUUAUUACUGCUAAUAUUAUAAUUGCUAUGGAUGACUAUGUGUACGUGUGUGUGUGUGUGUUGUACGUUGAAAUAGUUCACUUCUUUAGGUGUAUAAUGGUAUGGUUUAAUAACUCUAUCAUAAAUUGUAAUAAAAUCGCGUGAUUGUGUGUGCACACUCCCCCCUUCCCCUCCCACACACACAUACAAACGCUGUAGAGUGAGUAAAUUAUAGUGAAAAUGAUCAAGAAAGAAACAGAGUAUAGAAAUCAUAUAAUUUACUGAAUGUGGUUAACGACUAAGCUGAGAGUUUGUUUGUUCUUUCAGUAGUUUGCCUUUCGUUUUUUUUCUCUCUCUCUCUCUCUCUCUCGCACAAAAAUGCUACUUUUAUGAUCAAUUUCAUGGUGAAUUAGAGAUCUGUAUUUCCUUUUUAUUUUGUUAACCGGAUGAAGGGGUUUUUUUGUAAUUGUAAUGUCUGAACUUAUAUUAUACUUACCGUACACAGUAACAAUAAUAAACAAAUUCUAACGUGUGGAAA